CUACAUUCAAAGCGGUCACUGAGCUAAAACAAGCUCAAUGUGUUUGGUUCGAUGUCGCCGUAUUAGCCCCCGGCUUUUGUUGAGUCAAACUGUUGUUUUCUAUUCAUCUAUCUCUCAAGAUUCCUGCUCUGUCAUCUAUCACUGCAUCUCGCUUUUCGCCCGUCGCCAGAUAGAAUAAGCUCCCGAUGGCCUCCAAAAGCGAUAAGCCUGUAAAAAAUGCGUCUGGCCGCUACGACAAUGUCGAUUUCCACAAAGCCGUGGGCUUCAAACUUCCAACCGUCAAAGCAAGCUAUAAUCGACGCGACAUUCUACUCUUUGCAAACGCAAUCGGCUGCACAAAGUCCGAGCUCCACUUCCUCUACGAAUUGCACCCAAAAUUCUCCUGCUUCCCAACAUUCCCUAUCAACCUCCCUUUCAAACAAACCUCCCAAGACGUCUACGAUUUUUUCGAGCGCGCCCUUGUCACCGACGUCCCUGGUGUCCCGACCUUUGAUCCAAAGCGCUCCGUCGAUGGUGAGCGCGGGAUUGAGAUUCUCAGACCCGUGCCUGUGAGCUCUCAGGGUCUGGAUCUGGAAAUCAACGCCGAAAUUGUGGGUGUGUACGACAAGGGUGGGAACAUGAUUCAGGAGGUGGUGCAGACAAUGCGAGAUGCAAAAACGGGCACUGUUUACGCGAAAAUGAGUGCGAAGGCUUUUGGGAUUGGGCAGGGUGGGUAUGGAGGACCACGAGGGCCUAACACCGUCUCCUAUAAUCCUCCGGAUCGGGCACCGGAUGCUGUCCAUGUUUUUCAGACUACCCCGGAAACUUGUUUAUUGUAUCGGCUGUGUGGAGAUUAUAAUCCUAUCCAUGCUGAUGAUGAGUUUGCGAAACAAGGCGGUUUCAAGGGGGCGUUUUUGCAGGGACUGGGAACGUGGAAUAUUGCUGCCCAUGGACUGUUGAAGGAGUUGGGUGAGAGCGAGGCAGAGAGGUUAAAGAGCUUCAAGGCAAGAUUUGCUAAUAUUGUGUACCCGGGCGAUGCCUUGGAGACGCGGAUGUGGAAGGUCGGGAGCAAGAGUGGCGUGGAUGAAGUUAUCUUUCAGACGGUGGUGCGGAGUGAUGGGCGGGUUGCACUGUCAAAUGGGUUCGCUAAGAUUCGGCAGAGCCCUUUGAGGAGUAGUCUAUAGAUU
Lindgomyces ingoldianus is the source of this 1166-nucleotide messenger RNA. Its product is annotated as Thioesterase/thiol ester dehydrase-isomerase. Lineage: Eukaryota; Fungi; Ascomycota; Dothideomycetes; Pleosporales; Lindgomycetaceae. Gene Ontology annotation, cellular component: peroxisome. The transcript has 3 exons. The record is from RefSeq and is a predicted model, not a curated record. The coding region runs from base 186 to 1163 and encodes 325 amino acids.